AAGUUCAAACAGGCGCUCAUCCCCAGAUCCCAAGGCUGAAGAGAAAAAUCCUCCAGAGGCGAAAGACCCCCCAGAGACCGCCCUCUACUCUGCAGAUGAGGUUCAGCUUGGAGUUGAAAACAGCCUUACCUGCUUUGUGAACUACUUUUACCCACCUGACAUCAAAGUCAGCUGGACCAAAAAUGACAGACCAGUGACAGAGGGUGUAAUGCUCAGUCAAUAUUUUCCCAACAAAGAUCAAACCUUCCACCAGUUCUCCACCCUGAAAUUCACACCGAAGGAGGGGGACUUUUACAGCUGCACCGUGGAGCACUUGGCCCUGGACCGGCCUCAAACAAGGUUCUGGGAAGUGGAAAUCAGUCAUCCCAGUGUUGGAGCAGAUGUUUUCUGUGGAGUGGGGAUGAUUCUUGGACUGCUGGGAGUUGCAGCUGGAACAUUUUUAAUGGUUAAAGGACAUCUUGAAGGGCAAUAAAUACUUGGUUUUAUGGAUAUUUUAUACAUCAUUCAGAUGUUGAUAGUGGCAAAUUUCUUCUUAAAUGUUAUCUGGGUUUGAGAGGCUCAAAUAUCAGGCUUGCAGUGUUUUCUAUAGCUACAGUUUGAAGUGUUUAAGUUUGUAAAAACAUAAACUUGGUAUCUAU
Messenger RNA from Notolabrus celidotus (New Zealand spotty), 638 nucleotides. RefSeq names its product HLA class II histocompatibility antigen, DP alpha 1 chain-like. The coding region runs from base 209 to 472 and encodes 87 amino acids. Gene Ontology annotation, molecular function: MHC class II protein complex binding. The record is from RefSeq and is a predicted model, not a curated record. Lineage: Eukaryota; Metazoa; Chordata; Actinopteri; Labriformes; Labridae. The transcript has 4 exons. Gene Ontology annotation, cellular component: MHC class II protein complex. Gene Ontology annotation, biological process: antigen processing and presentation of exogenous peptide antigen via MHC class II; immunoglobulin production involved in immunoglobulin-mediated immune response; peptide antigen assembly with MHC class II protein complex.